Molecule: messenger RNA, 2953 nt
Organism: Thrips palmi
Lineage: Eukaryota; Metazoa; Arthropoda; Insecta; Thysanoptera; Thripidae
Product: chitinase-3-like protein 2
Exons: 7
Coding region: 240-1706 (488 amino acids)
Biological process (GO): carbohydrate metabolic process; chitin catabolic process
Cellular component (GO): extracellular region
Molecular function (GO): chitinase activity; chitin binding
Source: RefSeq, a predicted model, not a curated record
CCCUCCACCUCCUAUCUGUCAUAAAAACACAAGCAGAAGAGAAGCAGUGCAGCAGGCCUAACAAAGCAGCUUCUAGCAAGACUGUAGACUCAGCGUGGAUAGUCUUUAUCUACGAGUUUUCUCCUCCUCAGCCGCACCCUGGCUGGCAGACUACGGAAAUGAUUUGAUUUUGAUUUUGCCAGCGAGACAACGCCCUGCCCUCGCCCUGCACCAACGCUGCGCUGCACCCACUGUGAAAGAUGGGUGCCCGUGUUGUUCCUGUGGCUAAUCCCCAAGUCCGAUAUGAGCAUCUUGGUGGAGAGCCUCCGAAAUUCAAAGGAGCUUUUAAGCAGUAUAUUCUGUUUGGGUUGGCACUUACUCUCGUUGUGCUUUUAGUACUGGUUACUGCGUACAAUGGAUGGGAAGAAUUUUCCCAAGCAGAAAAGAAGUUGAAGGCUGACGAUGUUGACUUUGUGAUGUAUGGUCCUGUCAGAACGGAGCUAGGUGUGCAGGGCAUACAAGAAAGACGUGCUGAUGUCUAUGCCAAGGCUUUUAACAGAAAGCAUCAAUUCUUGUCUAAGUCCUCAAACACUGCUAAUGUUAAGCCUGAUGAUGAACAGUUACUGCCUCAAGCUACUGAGAAUAGAUCAAGUCCUACCCCAGAAGGCUUCAAAUUUGUCUGUUAUUAUGCACUUCCUUCAAAUACUAGUAUGCUCGAGGCCAAUACUUUAAAACCCAAUGAUUUGGAUGCACAUCUCUGCACUCACAUUAAUUUGGCAUUUGCAAGUGUUUCAAGAAACCGUUUGGUGCCCACCAAUCCUUAUGAUAUUGAGAGCUACAAACAAGUAAAUCAGCUCAAAAUCCAAAACCCACGACUAAAAGUUUUGCUUUCUGUCAAUGGUGACAUGUCUCAAGUGAUUCAAAACCAUGCUUCACGUAAAUCGUUUAUCAAAUCUGCAUUGGAUGUACUCAGUCAACACAACUUCGAUGGCUUAGAUAUUGAUUGGGAGUUUCCAGAUGAUGCAUGGAAGUUCAUGAUUCUGCUUGCUGAAUUUCGUCAGGAAUUUGGGGAUCGUUAUCUUUUAACUGCGGCAGUAGCUGCUCCUCAAACCAUUGUAGACUUAUCUUACAAGAUAAAUGUUAUGUCCAGAUAUGUGGAUUGGGUGAAUAUCAUGACUUAUGAUUUCCACUUUUAUACAAGAUAUACUCCAUGGACUGGAUUGAAUUCGCCUUUGUUUAGUGGUCCUGCUGACAAAGGAGUCUUCUCUAACUUGAAUACCAAUUGGACUGCACACUAUUGGAUGGAGAAUGGUAUGCCCCGUCAAAAAAUUGUCAUUGGCAUUCCGACCUAUGGUCAUACCUUCAAAUUGGUAAAUAAGAAAAAUAGUGGCCUUUACGCUCCAUCAUCCAGCUUUGGGGAGGUUGGAGGAUCGGGAGGUUUUAUUGACUAUGGCGACGUCUGUACAUUCUUGACCACUGGAGAUGUGACUCAAGUAUUUGAUCGAUCAACAAGAGCCCCAUUUGCUUUUAAAAAUUAUGACUGGGUUUCCUACGAUGACGAAAGAAGUGUUGCUUAUAAGGCCGAGUUUGUAACCAAUAAAGGAUUUGGUGGUGCUAUGAUCUGGGCCUUAAAUUCGGAUGAUCACAAAGGAUCAUGUUACCAGUCGGGUAUCAGAUUCCCAUUGGCCAACAGAAUAAAAAAUGUUUUGACUGAUGAUCAAUUAUAAUUAGCAGUUGCUUUGUUUCAUCUAUUAUUCUACAUGCUAAUUUUUACAACAGUUCAUCUCCCCACGAUCUAAACCAUGGUGGCCUAGUUAUUUUAUAACUAUGAUAAUUUACUUUGUUGCGGUGGGGGGCAGUUUAUGCCUACUUACAGACUUAACUUUCCCUUUGCACUUGGAUGAAUUUUACAAUUCUCCAGUUCUGUGAGACUGCUCUCCUGUCAAAAUACCCCAGUUCUUAUUUUAACUUUCAAAAUUUAUUAACAUCUGUGAUUAGUUAAUUUGACCUCUUUGGUAUUUAAACUGUGAUUUGUACCCCUGGAUUCUCAAGGAUUACUUUUUCAGGAGGAUUAAAAUUGCACUGUUUUACUGGUUUCUGAGGAGCUCCAACUAUUUCAUACCAAUGGAUGCCUUUCUAUAAAUAAUAUUGUGACAGUGGAUGCUGAUUUAGGACUGAAUUGUGUUCAUGAACUGAUGUUAAGGUACUUACAAAUUUAGACUUUAGUGGCUAAAGGCUUCAGUACUGUAAUUUUACCUGAUAAGUUAUAAACCUAAUUUGCAUUUGUUUUUGCCUGUCACUUUGUGUGCGAUUGUAAAGUGCGCUUGACCUUAAGACGACACAGCGAAAAAAGGUCUUUUAAUAUUUAUGUGUGUUGAUUUAGUUAUAAAAUUUUAUGUGUCUGUUGUCAUAAGUUUGUAUGGACUUAUAAUCAUGAUUUUAUAGCAUUUUUUUUUUGUGUGUUAAGUAAGUGUUGUGACUGUUUCAGUAUUAUCUCAUUCCCAUGCUGUGUUCGUGUGCCAGUAACUUUGUUUAGUAAAAUGAGAUUAAAGUUCUUAUGUAUGUCUCUUUUAAUCUCGCCAAACUGUGACUUGUGUCCGUUCCUUGGUGAUAUUUUUUAUAUAUGUCCACUUCAUACCAUUAUGUUUGUUUCCCUACCAAAAUUUUGAAAAAGACAAAAUAUAAUUGAUAUGUUGAUAUGUGAUACUAAGCCCAAGUGUAGCACACUUUUGUAAAUUUUUUAGAAACCAAAAUAGAACAUUUGAAAACAUUCCUUGUUCAAAAUCUCUCUUUUAGGGAGUUUCUACUGUGGUGACAGUCACUUGGUGACUUUUAUUCAGUCUUGAUCUACCUUGUUACGGAGAAAUUUGUGUUGCAGUGAAACUCAUUGAAUACAUGAGUGAAGAAGAAGAGUGCUACAUGUAUUGUUCAUUGUCCAUGAAGGUGUAAAUGAAUAAAGUAGGACUUGAAAUAA